AUGGCCACGUUCCACUCCGUCACGGGGCUGAUCUGCAGAGAUGCCGGAGCCCUCGUCUGCAGACGGCUCUGCUUGCGCCGAGCUGCCGGAUUCCUAUUGCCGACAUCAGCCAUUCAAAGGUGGUUAAGAAAGUGUGUAAUGUUUCUUUUUGACUCGGCUUGGCUCCUAAUCUGCGGUGAGCUGGCCAUUUCGGAGAAAAUUAAUUUUCAUCAUUUUCUGACGGCCUUUGCCCACUCCUUCCCCAACAGAAUCCGUCAACCUUGGCUCGAAACCGACCAGGACCAGAGCCUCCAACGCCGGAGGUCCACACCAACCAAACACCAAGGAAGGGUAGGACGGGAAAGAAGAAGACGCCUAGCCUCAGCUCAACUGCAGACCGACGAGCAACUGGAGCCAGCCAUCUCAGGCCCGCCGGAAAAUUGUCGGACACCCCAACACUGCUUGGCCGCCCGAGCUCCAGGUAGGGGAAACUCCAUCACAGGGGGAACCGAUUCCUCUCCAGACAACCCUCAGCAGCUCAGGUGUCGCAAGGGGCCGCGGGGGACAAAGCCCCAGCCGGAGAAGAGGUGCGCAGAGAAGAAAUAA
Molecule: messenger RNA, 585 nt
Organism: Striga asiatica
Lineage: Eukaryota; Viridiplantae; Streptophyta; Magnoliopsida; Lamiales; Orobanchaceae
Source: the annotation of a GenBank genome assembly